This is a messenger RNA of Sorghum bicolor (sorghum), 513 nucleotides long. RefSeq names its product histone H2A.Z-specific chaperone CHZ1-like. The transcript is spliced from 2 exons. Lineage: Eukaryota; Viridiplantae; Streptophyta; Magnoliopsida; Poales; Poaceae. The record is from RefSeq and is a predicted model, not a curated record. The coding region runs from base 1 to 513 and encodes 170 amino acids.
AUGAAGCCUGGGGAGGGUUACUAUGACUUGGGGCCCAUCGACGCCUGGUCCUCGAAGCCUCCGGUGAAGGAGGACGACGCCGACCGCAAGAAACGGCGUGCCUCCAUAGAGAAGCAAAAGUCCGUGAAGGACGCAGAGAAGAAGAAAGAAAAGAAGAAGAACCUCGAGCGGCAAGCGCUUGAGGAACGCCGAGCCAAGUCGAGGCAUGGGGGGGAGUCUGAGGAGGACUCCCCUGACGAGGAUGACGAGAAUGAUGAUGAUGACGACGGCGAUGAUUUCGAGGGAAUGGCGGCUCGCCUUGACCAGAUCCUACAAGACCUACUGCAAACUGACGUUGCCACGUUGCGUGCGGGGCCUCCAAGGGGCCACAAGGUGAGCCUCACGACAGGCGCCAGAAGGAGGCGUCCCCUCGCCACCCACACGCCGACACGCCCCCUGAUCCCGCCCGGGGGAAAUCCCAUCCAGCGUCUGGUCCAGGCCACAGGGUCAAAACCUCUACGACGGGGCCGUUGA